Messenger RNA from Lepisosteus oculatus (spotted gar), 1343 nucleotides. The record is from RefSeq and is a predicted model, not a curated record. NCBI's taxonomy places the organism in Eukaryota, Metazoa, Chordata, Actinopteri, Semionotiformes, Lepisosteidae.
ACCUUUGCUGUCUCUUGGGCGGAGAAAAGGAGAAAUGGCUCUGUAUAGAAGAGGAGGUGGAAGGUGUUGCGCUGUGUCAGGGUGCACUAAUAACCAGAGGAAACUCAGCAUCUGGCGGCGGGACAUUUGUGAGCUCCAUUCCCCUUUGCAACACAAUGCGUGCUCGUGUCUUGAGCCUUUCUCUUUUUAUUAUUUCCCCCGUGAUAAGGAGAAGCAGCAGGCAUGGUUGGAAGCAAUCGGCAGAAAAGACUUUCUGCCAGGCAAGGGGACAGUCGUUUGCUCGAUGCACUUUGUAAAGGGCUCGCCAACCGCCGAGCAUCCAGUGCCAGUGCUAAACAUGGGGUCCUCCGAAAACGAAGACCUGACGGAAAGCAAGAGUGGUGGGGAUGAGAGACCGGCUAGGAAAAGAGUUUACAAGGCACUGCUGGAGGACACGGGCGGCGGCCCCCCCACGGGGUCUGCAAAGAAACUUGAAAUAGACGGGCGAUACCCCCAAGGCUCCUGGGAGCAGGCCACUGUUGAAGCCAUCAUGCAGUUACGCAACUUCGAUAGCCCCAGCAGCUCCCUUGUGGCGCAGACGACCAUCGCGAACCUGAAGGAUGAAAACGAUUUCCUCCGUGCUCAAAACAGCAGUCUUAAGGCGGAGCUGAAGUCAACCCAAGAGGGACUGGAGGCGGAAGUGAGAGCAGUCAAGGAGGAGCUGGAGACGGUUAAAGGGGCUUGCCGGUGCAGGGUUGAAUCCAGGACAGCGAAGCCCGCUACGGCGGAAGCUGUGCCGGAGCUAGAAGGUGUAACUGUAACUGUAACUAAAGACGAGUUGGAUGGUAUCGCUGUCUCAAACGAGGAGGAGGUCCCUGCUAGAGGAGAUACUGCUGCGUGCAUCCCUCUUGAAAUUGGCACUGUAAUCCUAACUCGGACACUCUAAAAUUCUGCUUUGUUUUAUUGUGUAAUUAUUUGUUACGGAUUUUUAUUUUGCAGUCGGACGGAGCAUCUAGACAACCGUAGCAGUAUACUAUAUACUGAGUUUCUGGAGUUCUCAACUGUAUUUCCUCUAUGUCUUAAUGCCAUAUUUACAGAAGGUUCCCCAAUUAACUUUUGGUUUAGGAAGAGGUAUGUUAGACACUGGAAAUGUGUACGGAUCACGGAGAAAUCUGCCACGGUGUCUUUAAGGAUUUUUCAUCGUGUGUGUGUGUGUUUUUUUUCCAGGACUUAAAAUGGUAUGAAUCAUACCUCAGUGAUAUAUUUGUGGAUAUGAUUACCAUAAUCACCUUUGUUUUACAGUUACGAUCUAUUUAUUUUAAGCUUCUCUGCCAAGGAGAAGUCUUUAAUUUUUUUUUGUUUUG